CGGAGUGGGGGCGGGGGCUCCCCAGCCCUCGGAGAAGCGGGGCGCGGGCGGCCGAGGCGAGCCCUGAACCCCGGCUCCCGGCGCGGGCGAAGGCAGAGCGGGGCGGGCGCUGAGGGCGGCCUCCAGGCUCUGGGGGGCCCGCCCGGGAGGAGCUGGGGAGGAGGCCGGAGCUACAUGGAGUUUCUAGGGCGCGCAACUCCGGCGGGGCCUCGGCCACUGGGCUCCGGGGCGCAGCGAGGCAGCCGCGCACAUGGGCUGAGCCCGCGCGCCGGGGCUCUGCACGGCCAGCGGGAGCGAGAGGGGUAGAAGAGCGCGCCGUGCCGGGGUGCGGGGCAAGCGUCCCCAGACGGGAGCCGAGGACAAGGACAGGGAAGCACGCGCCCAGAUCGCGCUCGGAGCCGACGAGGGGCUCGCGCCGGCCCGGCGCGCGCUUGGGGAGCGGCCCGGGGCGCCGUGGGAGCCGGCGGCAGCGAGGAUGCCGGCGCGGGGACGCGGCUGCUGGCUGGGGGUGUGAGCGUGCGGCCAAGCGCUGCCCGCCGGCGCCCGCAUCAGCGUCGCCCCCUCCCUGCGGGCCUCUGAGGAAGCCCCCCGCGCCGCGCAGAGGAGCCUCGGAACCCGGGCUUGGGGGCUGUGGGCCCGUGCGGCCGGCCCCGGCCCAGCGAGAGGGAGAAGAUGCCUUUCCACCAUGUGACAGCUGGCCUGUUGUACAAGGGGAAUUACCUCAACCGAUCCCUGUCUGCAGGCAGCGACAGUGAGCAGCUCGCUAAUAUCUCUGUGGAGGAGCUCGAUGAAAUCCGAGAGGCCUUCCGGGUUCUGGACCGAGACGGGAAUGGCUUCAUCUCCAAGCAGGAGCUGGGGAUGGCCAUGCGCUCCCUGGGGUACAUGCCGAGCGAGGUGGAACUGGCCAUCAUCAUGCAGCGCCUGGACAUGGACGGGGAUGGCCAGGUGGACUUUGAUGAAUUCAUGACAAUUCUUGGCCCCAAACUGGUGUCUUCAGAAGGUCGUGAUGGUUUUCUUGGAAACACAAUAGAUAGCAUAUUCUGGCAGUUCGACAUGCAGAGGAUCACUCUGGAGGAGCUGAAGCACAUCCUCUAUCACGCCUUCCGGGACCACCUGACGAUGAAGGACAUUGAGAAUAUCAUCAUCAAUGAGGAGGAAAGCCUGAACGAUACCUCAGGGAACUGCCAGACAGAGUUUGAAGGAGUGCAUUCCCAGAAACAGAAUCGACAGACCUGCGUCCGGAAGAGCCUCAUCUGCGCCUUCGCCAUGGCCUUCAUCAUAAGCGUCAUGCUGAUCGCGGCCAACCAGAUCCUGCGGAGCGGCAUGGAGUAGCAUAGCAGGCUGCCGCCACCACGCCGCUGCGUUCCCAGCUCACUGCGCAUGCGCAUGCCCUGCAGGCAGACUGAUCCUCCUCCAAAAGCAGAUGCGGAUGAUGCAGACGUGGCACAGGUCACCGGAGAGCCCCAGGUUGCAGUGCAACCGGUGUUGCAAAUCCACUUCAUCUCCUUGGCAGGGACACAAAAGGGCUGUCUUCAAUGCUUUAACGGUUUUGUUUCCUAAUGCAAUAAAUAGCCCUGCAGAAACUCUGAAGAGAAACUUCCUUUUCAUCUCCGAGUCCCAGUGGCCCAGAGAGCAAGAGGCGUGAACACGCAGUCACCUCCUCGCACCAUUCUUUCAACCCAGGGGGCAACUAGAGACCCCCGAGGGCAACGUUCAGUCCCAAGGGGCUGACUUGCGGGUUGUUACAGAAGAGGGGGCUCUCCAUCUGGGCCUGGCUUCCUUCCUCUACCCAGUGGAACCCCCCCCCCAGGCAUGAGGGGAAAGCCAUCGGAUGGGGUGCAGCACCUGGCGGCCUGCAGCUGCCCCCCUUCGCUUCCGUUCUUACUGCCUUUUCUACAGGACUCUUGUUGGCAGAGUUGGGGAGCUCUCGGUUUCCAUCUGCACUUGGCUUUCUGUUCCUCGAGCCCAUCGCGCACCAGCAUCUUGGAAUCUGCAGAGAGCCUUCCUCCCAGCUUUGCUGCCUGUGCUGCCAUUAGAGAAAAAGUAUAAUCAUGGGCAUCUCUAUACCAUAGACAUGUAGACAGACCUCUUCAUGUGUGACAUCAUUCUUCCCUAAUUGCUUACUCCUGAUAUAAGCUUGUCCUCUGACAUGGGUCCCUGCCUCUUUUGGGUGGGAGAGGUAGUUUGGGAGAUGGGGAACGAGACCGGUGGGGAGGUGUUGCAGCCCACACCCCUGUCGUCCACACUCAUGGAGCCCAAACACGUCUCCUCCACGCCAGAAGUUAAGGUCCUCUGCGUCUUACCUUUUUCUCAUCUUACAGUUUGCUUUGUAAGUUAGUCUUCCACAGAUAAAAAGAGAAAUACAGUCCAGAGUGGAAAGAUGGAAAGAUCAAACAACUGUGUUUUACAUAACAUCUUCUGGCAUUCAAAUCCUGCAACUGACUCAUGUCCAUGAGAAAAAAAACAGAAAGAUAUUAAUAAGCCUAAGCUUAGCCAAUACGACAGGUAAUUUAUGUCUGUCUGCAGAAUACUUCUGUUGGGGAAGGGAACUGAAUCCAGCAGUCUGUUUUUAACACCAUUUCAAGUCUGUAAUUUCCUGACAUUUCCUAGAUGUCACAUUAGCCACCACAGUUAAUUCAAACUUACAUAGUCUGAUUAGCCAGUAAUCUUUCGAUCUAAUAUUUCCCUUUGUACUUUUCCAAGCUCAGGUCUUUAUUUCUGUAAUGGAAUUGUCUUGCUCCUCUUUCCCUCCAUUGCGUCCGAAAGCUACAUGCUUUCCCCCUCUCCUUUUCCCUCUUUGUUCCAGUAUUGAGGCGCCAGAAUCUUUCCUUUCUCAUUGCAGCUGGGUAAGAUUUUUUGAUGUGGUGUGUGUUUCUGAACCCCUCGAGCCUCCCCUUCCUCUCAGCUUUCUCCCUGCUGCCUUCUCAGACUUGGAGCUUCCAAAGUCUCAGUUUAGGGUCUUCUUCCAAUUCACCGCUGUAAGCACUUCAGGCAAUAGCCUGGGGGUAACUACAGGAAUUUCCCCACUGUGAGAGACAGUGCAAAUAUUCAUGAUGAGCACAAGAAAAACCAGGGUUUGAGCCAUAGUAAGAGGAGGAAGCAGGUGUACGAUUCUGAGAGCCCAGGGGUUUGAGAGGCCCUCUGUGAAAAUGCUUGGGGUCCCGCAUGUCCCCGCCACGGAAGGCAGCAGCCUGUCUGCCCUCUGCCUGCCCUGCCCUGCCACAGCAUAUCCUGCACCUCUGCCUCUCCUCUCUCCUCUUGCCUGAGAUGCCACAAUCCUCAGGAUGGGAAUCCUGAACAAGAACAUGUCCAAACACAGAAUACUAAUAGGACAACUUCAUCCUUAUCUCCUGCCCAAAGCAGCUGGCCCUCCCUCUUUCAACUGCACUUGGUGGGGAGACCCUCUGAACCACUAGACCAUGUCCUACUUGGGGGUGGGGUGGUACAGGAUCCUAAGGAGACUGGAUAGAGACCCCAGGGAUGAUUCUUAAAGGACUUUGCCUCAUGCGAGGGGAUUGCAAUGCUGUAGGUGUGGCUGGACUUGAGGGCUAAAAAUGAGUACUUUUUCAAAGGCCGCUUUUCUGCAAGUCCUUCUGCCUCCCCCUGGAGAACAGGGACCCUGAAGGAUAUGAAGGUUAGCCUUCGUUGAAAGAGAGGUUAGCCACCAUGCAGAGCUGCACAUGAAAAGGAAUCUGGAGAGGCACCCUACACCGUCCUCAGCACCCUCUCCCUAAAGAGGCCUCCUCUCUCUCACAGUGGCCCAGUGACCAGGAAGCCAGUCAUCCUACCCAGGAGAAAAUCCAGGAGCAUGCAUCCCCUGUGUGGGUUGCUAGGGACAGAGGGCACCAAGGAAGCCACAGAACUCGCUUUGAUGGGCUAGAAGUUCACCUCCUCCAUGGUCACCUCACACUUGGCUCCAUGGCCUGCAGCUAGGUGGAGACAACCCAGAGCGGUGGCAUUCUUGACACUUUGGGAGCUAAGAGUCACCUGGUGACUUACUCCCUGGUUGCUUUGCCUGGACGUCUGUCAAAGGAGUUGGGCUUCUUUGUCAGGCUGCUCAAAUGCUGGCUUCCCAUAGCUCCGCCCCAGUCCUGUCCCCUCCAGGGCCUCACGCACAUCAGCACCUUCACCACACACGUUCUGAUGCACAUGGAUAAAGACCCCAGAAGUCCAGUCCCCUGUGAGCAAGGUGUGCCCUGUGGCCCCAGAAGGAGGUGACUUCUGCAGGAAUGGGAACAGAGGACCCAACUCUCCCUCUGUGCUCCCAGCUAAUAGACAUAGUAGUCUAUUAUGAGGCAGCUGAGUGACUGGCAAACUGAGCUUGGCUCAUUCUUGUCACAAGAAUGGGUGCCACCGCAGACCACACUGUGAUGAUCAAGGAGGCAUUUUGCUUGUGAGACAAGGGGUACAGACCCUGAUGCCCUUGGCCCCCAAAGAAGCUGUCACUCAUCACUGCAGAAGCAGACAGAGCCCCCUAACAGGACCCAGCAUGGGAACUAGGAGCAGUGGUUUCCAGAAUGUGCGUGGGUCCCAUGUGACCAAUCUGUUAAAAAAAAAAAAAAAAAAGGAUGUUGUCAUGGCAACCUUUGCAUUCCACACAGAGUUUGCCAAGGCACACAAAAAUAGGGAACAUUUUCUUAAAGAACACUUGAGUUCUGCCUGAUUGCAACCUGACUCCCUGCAUCCAUAUCCUGCUGGUGGGGAAAUUACCCUCAAAAAAUCUCGUGGUUUCUCUGCCUUUUCCUUUUUAUGUUUCAACCUGCCCUUCCAUUUACUCAGGAGAAUGGGAGUUACCUGUGAGCCAGGUGGCAUCCUCCCCCAUCCUCCUCCUCCCCUCCUACUCCACUUCCCAGGGCCCAGGGCAAGGACCCCUUGAUCUGGGUGAAAAGUCAGAAAUGUCAUCUGGAAGGGAAAAUAUAUUUUAAGCCUCAAUCUUUAAAAGCAUCUGUUUGCCUGUUAAGAAGCUCUCCCACAAGCCAGAAAUGUGAACUGAAGUGAACCGAGGUCCACAUGUGGUCUUAAGCAAUCCCAGUGGUUUCAGAAGUUUGUAGGUGUUUUAUUUGCAGAAAACAAGAUGUGUAGUGUGAGUCUUCUUUCUUGAUACCUACUCCUGUCUCAGACUGUCCAUGACAAAUGGUCUGCUCUCCGAUAGUUAGCCAAAAGAACUAGUGAAAGAUGCAAGCUCAUUUUGAUAAUGCCCCUCCCAACCACCCAUCCACAGAAUCAUAAAGUGACAUAACUAAGAACUGGGCGAGAGAAAUUUAUCUUUUAUUCCACAUGCCUUCUCUAGGCUUAUGUCCAGACUCACGUCACGAAUCAAGGAGAUUUAGCUCUGCACCAGUACCUACAGCCUCUCUGGGAACAUGUGAAGGCCUGACUAGGAGAACAGGGGGUGACUGCCCAGCACAACCCGUUGGGUGGCUGGCCUGGCCGUGGCUGGCUGCGAGCCGGAAAGCUCUGUUCUGCUGAGUCCUUGCUCUCCAGACUAUGGAAGGUGCAGAGCCUCGCUUUUCCCAGCUGCAGGUGCCAAAGCACAGGUCCUUUUACUGCACUAUUUCUCCAAAAGCCCAUAGUCAUCGUGUUACUCUCCUUGUUCCACUGAGAUAUAGAGAAGGUCUGGAACCCCACAGCAAAAGGAAGCGCCCCUUUUCUCGAAUGCCCUGAUGAUGCAGUGGACGGGGUAUGAGCUCCUAGGUCCUGGCACAUACUGGUUGAAUUACCAGGACUGCAGACUUGCUUUCCCCGAAGAACAUCUGUCUGAAAUGACCUCAGGUCAGUUUUCUCGUGGCCUCUUCAGUGACCCCACAGAGCUAAGUGUCUGUAACACAAAGGCCUUGCCAUAGCCGUUUCCCUCACCACCUCAUGGUUCAACUCCCCCAGAAGGGAAAAAGAAAUCCAUCAGAAAUAGAAAAGAAACAGUGUUCAGCAGCUAGGGUUUUCAACGUGAAUUAUUUAAAGCAAUGGCAAAAUGGAGAAGGAUUUGGGCAGCCUCUUACAGACCCUGUCUCCAUGACAAUUUAAAUGUCAGAACUGUUCAGCUUCACUUCAUACUUCCUUUGACUAAGUCACUCAGGGGACUGUCCUUAGUUAAGUGGCCUUGCCAGAGACACUUGGUUUGGAGGAAUAAGGUCAAGUACACAAGCCAGCCAAACAUUUCUCUUAGUAUCCUGUCUCAUUGCUAAUGCACAUGGCCAUUUUAACAGCUAUGGUUUCUACUUAAUAUUGAUUUGGGGCCCUUUUCACAUGGUCUCAAGGGACAUGACAACAAUGCUCAAAACAUCUUAAAAGCAAAAUUAAUUUGACUCAGUUGGCUUGAAAUAUAGCCACAAAGAAUCAGUUUCCGCCAGUCCCACAAAGACAGACCUCUGUAACCAGAAAAGACUUGCCGCCCCCUGCUCCCCCCACUUCGGGUGGCUGUGGAACACAGUGCCCCUCCCCCUCCUUGCUGGCAGAGCCCUCAUCCACCUCCUUUCCUUGAGCAUGAUGGCUUGGCAUUCGAACUGAUGCUUCUGACAUUGUUAGAAGUUAUCGUCCAAGUGAAAG
Rhinolophus ferrumequinum (greater horseshoe bat) is the source of this 6543-nucleotide messenger RNA. RefSeq names its product calneuron 1 (gene CALN1). Lineage: Eukaryota; Metazoa; Chordata; Mammalia; Chiroptera; Rhinolophidae. The transcript has 6 exons. Bases 673 to 1332 code for a protein of 219 amino acids. Gene Ontology annotation, molecular function: calcium ion binding. The record is from RefSeq and is a predicted model, not a curated record.